This is a messenger RNA of Coccinella septempunctata (seven-spotted ladybird), 1160 nucleotides long. Its product is annotated as syntaxin-18. Gene Ontology annotation, cellular component: SNARE complex; membrane; endoplasmic reticulum. Gene Ontology annotation, biological process: retrograde vesicle-mediated transport, Golgi to endoplasmic reticulum. The transcript has a single exon. Lineage: Eukaryota; Metazoa; Arthropoda; Insecta; Coleoptera; Coccinellidae. The record is from RefSeq and is a predicted model, not a curated record. Bases 211 to 1146 code for a protein of 311 amino acids.
UUUAGAAAAGAACUUGUUUGAAACAAAACUUAACAGAACUUUAAGAAUUUUCCUGUAUGAAGUAUUUUUCUUAGGCGCAUUUUUCCAUUAGCUCAAGUAGAUCUAAACGGAAAAUGUGUUUAUUUUGACUACUAACCUCACUUAGAACUGUCAGGUGACGUGUUGAUAUUCUGGAUUUUAUAAUUUUUCAAUUUAUUUUACAGCAAUAUCAUGGAUAUCACGCUUAUGUUUUUAGCGCACGUAAAAAUGGUACGUACUACCAAUAAAUCUCUUGGUAUUAUUGACAAAAAACCCAGUACAAAUAUAUUGAAAUCAAAAAAAGAUGGGAAUCUUGCAAAGGCAAAGGAAGUAGUGAGACAGUUAACGCACCUCAGACAAUUCCUCAUAGACAACAAAGCUGCCUAUUUAAAUAUAAUGAAUUACCUAUCGACAAAUAGAACGAUGACUGAAAUCGAUAGGGAACAAGUAGAAUCGGUGGCUGAAGAUAUAGUUCAUAAGUGUAAAAGUAUUAUAAAUGAUUAUAAGAAAGAAAUUGCUACAUUAAAAAAGACAGAACAGGUCGAAGAACAUUAUAAUGCUGUUAUAGAAUCUUUGGAAAAAUAUUUACGAGAGGUUUCUAAAGUAUACACUGAAGCUAAAGCUAUAAGAGUAAAAAGAGUUAUUGAAGUCCAUAAUCUCUCCAAACUUGGUCCAACCAAAAGAAAAACUGAUGAACGAAAUGACCUUUUUCAUAGCGCAAGUGAUGAUGAGGAUGCUACUCAAGUAAAAAAGGUAAUAAUCCCAGAGGUACUCAAUAUUCCCAAUGUCGAGGAAGAAUUAUCUAGCGAAGAAAUGCAAAUGUUUCAAGCAGAAAAUGACACCCUUUACAAUGAACUGAACAGUAUGUCUGAUGAGGUUAAACAGAUGGAAAGUAAGAUUGUUCACAUAGCUGAAUUGCAAGAGUUAUUCUCAGAGAAAGUGUUGCAACAGGAAGGUGAUAUAGAUAGAAUAGCAAAUGUGGUUGUUGGUUCGACUGAACAAAUCAAGGAUGCAAAUGAACAGAUACGUCAAGCAAUUCAAAGGAAAGCUGGUUUACGAGCUUGGGUUUUAUUUUUCCUCUUAGUUAUGUCCUUCUCUCUACUAUUUUUAGAUUGGUAUAAUGAUUAAAUUUUUUAGACUAA